Messenger RNA from Podarcis muralis (Common wall lizard), 3423 nucleotides. RefSeq names its product iroquois homeobox 1 (gene IRX1). Gene Ontology annotation, biological process: neuron differentiation; cell development; regulation of transcription by RNA polymerase II. Lineage: Eukaryota; Metazoa; Chordata; Lepidosauria; Squamata; Lacertidae. The record is from RefSeq and is a predicted model, not a curated record. Gene Ontology annotation, molecular function: RNA polymerase II cis-regulatory region sequence-specific DNA binding; DNA-binding transcription factor activity, RNA polymerase II-specific. Gene Ontology annotation, cellular component: nucleus.
CAAGUUCACGCCGUGGCCGGACAAGCGGCAGCAGCGCGCCCUGAGACGAAGCAAACGGCCUGACCUGCUCAUCCGAAAUCAACAUCUCAGGGUGUGUUUCAAAACUCAGUUGUAUGUUCGGAGAUAUUGCUUUAUAACCCCCCAGAGGAUCGUCUAAAUAUGGGCGCACUUGCCUGCGCUCCUUUACAAAGAGCCACAGCAAAAUCCAGGGCAAGAAUUGCCUUUUAAUCGCCCCCACUUAAAACUAAAACUAAAACAAAAAAGGAAGAGUGGAGGCUACUAACAGAAUCUUCCACUCCCCCCCCCCCACACACACACUUGGGAAGAUGAAAAGGACUUUAAAAAGUUUUAUUUGAUGAGAACUCGGAAGGGAGACCUUAAUUGUCUUAGGAGGGUGUGCAUAUAUUGUGAAUAUUUCUUAAUAUGCGUCGAUUUGUGGAGCCUAAGCUGACACAAAGAGAUGGUGGAGCGAGAUAUGGAGUAGUUUCGUUCCGAGCGUGUGUGGUGUUUGUGCAAGUUGCUCUAAUUAAAGAACACACAAAUAUAUAUAUAUAUAUAUAUAUAUAUAUAUAUAUACACGCACACACAUGCACAUGGGGGAAAUUACUGGGAAGUUGUAAGCAGUCUAGGUCCAUCCUCUACAAAAUAGAGGAUAAAGGAAAGAAAAAGGGGAAAGUCCCAUUCUCUGGCUGGGCCACUCGCUCUCCAAAUAGUCCCCGAGCUGAGGAGGAUCCCGUGUUAAUGGUGGGAAGAGACCAAUCCCCUUGAUUUUCCUUUCUUUUUUUAUGAAGGGGGCACACCGAGGCUGCAAAACAGCAAAACCCCAAUGUUGGACAGCUGUAAAAUCGUGUAGACAGGUUGUCAUACAGCAGCGGGGUUUUUUUUCCCUGAAAGUAGCCCAUUGCUAAACAUUAAAUACACACACACACACACACACAAAACACAGUAGACGUACACACACACACACACACACACAACACACAUAUCAAGGCAAAGUGGCCCGGGCAGGAUUGCUUAACCACGUGCUCCUCCGAAGGGGGGUUAGGACGGGACGGGGGUGGGCGGGGCUUGGCGCUCAAGUGGGUGCCAAUCAAAGCAUCAACUUCAAAUUGUAUCUGAAAGAUCAGCCGAGGACCUUAGGGCAGGCGCAUCAGUCGGAGCUCAAUUGUUGAUCAGAUCACAUCUAAGGGAUUUAGGAGCACAGGCGAGCCGAGAGUUGAGGGAAGACGCCCCACCGAGUCCAUCCACACGCGCUGCCGCUGUCUCCUCCUCCUCCUCCUUCCUCCUCCUCCUCCUCUUCCACAUGCAGAUGACAAGAUCCGUCUGAGAGAGCCAGCGAGAAGGCGAGAAAAGAAAGCAGAGCCCGGAAAGAAAAAAUACCCAGACGGGGGCUCCUCUCUCCGCCCGGCAGCUGGAGAAGGAGACAAGGCAGGCAGGCAGGGGCGCGCAGUCGACAGCUAGCUAGCGAGCCAGCCAGCCAGCCAUCCCGGGCUCUCCCGCGCCGUCCCAGACCCGGCUUGCCCGCCCGCCGAGCGCCGCUGCCCCGUCCGCUUCGACUUCUGGCUCCGUGUCGCCCCGUCGGCGGUGCGUCUCGCUCCUCCUCGCCUGCACGCCCGGGAUGUCCUUCCCGCAGCUGGGCUACCCGCAGUACCUCAGCGCCAGCCAGGCCGUGUACGGCGGCAGCGACCGGCCCGGGGUACUGGCGGCCGCCGCCGCUGCCGCCGCUGCCGCCGCCGCCGCUUCGGGCCGUCCAGGGGGCGCGGAGCUCAGCAGCGGCUCCACCGCCGCCGUCACCUCGGUGCUGGGCAUGUACGCCGCGGCCGCCGCGGCCGGGCCUUACAGCGCGCCCAACUACAGCGCCUUCCUGCCCUACACCGCGGACCUCAGCCUCUUCUCGCAGAUGGGCUCCCAGUAUGAACUGAAGGACAACCCUGGGGUCCAUCCUGCGACUUUUGCUGCUCAUACCACCCCUGGUUAUUAUCCAUACGGACAGUUCCAGUAUGGGGACCCAGGGAGGCCCAAGAACGCAACCCGGGAGAGCACCAGCACCUUAAAGGCCUGGCUGAAUGAGCACCGCAAGAACCCCUACCCCACCAAAGGCGAGAAGAUCAUGCUGGCCAUCAUCACCAAGAUGACCCUCACGCAGGUCUCCACCUGGUUCGCCAACGCCAGGAGGAGGCUCAAGAAGGAGAACAAGGUCACUUGGGGAUCGCGGAGCAAGGACCAAGACGACGGGAACCUCUUUGGGAGUGACAACGAGGGGGACCCUGAGAAGAAUGAAGAUGAUGAAGAGAUUGACCUGGAGAGUAUUGACAUAGACAAGAUUGACGAGAACGACGGGGAACAGAGCAAUGAGGAGGAGGAAGAGAAGGUAGAGCUUCUACGACAAAGCAGCGAGGAAGAGCAUUUGGAGAAGGAGAAGGCCUUGACGCUGUCAGGCCCUGAAGGACUUAAACCCAAAGAGGCCCUGUCCCUGGUGAAGGAGGCCUCGGACAAUCCCACCCGAAUCCUGAGCCCCAGUAGGCAAAAUACUCUACAAGGCCCACUUCACAACAAGCCCAAGAUCUGGUCUUUGGCAGAGACGGCCACCAGCCCAGAUGGGGCCCUCAGCAAGCCAACUCCUCCUUCACCCCCCGCCCAGGUUAACCACACCUCUUCCCAGCUCCAGCACCCGGCUUUCCUCCCCAGCCAUGGACUGUACACCUGCCAGAUUGGCAAAUUUCACAACUGGACAAACGGGGCGUUUCUCACCCAGAGUUCCUUGUUAAACGUGAGGUCCUUUUUGGGAGUUAAUCACCACCACGCUGCCCACCACAACCACCACCUUCAGGUCCAGCAGCAGCCCCCCUCGGUGUUAACAGCUCUUAACACUGAAAAGUCUUCAGAGAGGACGAGCCCUAAACACAUAGAAAGAGAAAACGUACCAAGAACCGACUCUCCACCUCAGCAGUUAAAACCUCCCUUUCAGCCUGUCCGGGACAACUCUUUGACUCAGCAAGAGGGAACAUCGUGAAUUUUAACAGCUCUCCCUUCUGCUUGAUUAAAUGGCGUGUUCUUUCCCCCCCUUUUUUGGUGGAAAAGAAAAUUUCACAGACUGGUCUAAAGGACAAAACAAAAAAAGUGGAAAUUAUCUAAAUGACUCCCACCAAUCUCAUUUUUUGCAAUAAGGUGGUAUCAAUCCAUUUCAAAUAUAUAUAUAUAUCCCAACUCCUCAACCUGGACUUUCCCCUUUUCCUUUAUUCCAUUUUCAGAGCGUGUAAUUCUAACCACGAUUGGAUUAUUGGUUUUGGUAAAGAUUUCUCAUGUGUUUGUGUUAUUUUUUUUUCUGUAUAUAAAGUGAUUUCGAAUUGUAAAUAAUUCCACAGCAAAAACUUGUCUAAAUCGUAUAUUUUUGUCUAAUAAACAAAAUGAAAUUAUGACCUC